AUUCAUAUGUAAUACUGUAUGUGGGCCACAUUAUUGUAUAACAAAAAUAGAAGAAAAUAAAAAUAAUUUGCAGCUUUUUGUCAUUGAUGAACGCAUAUGGGAGGACUGUAGACCUUGCUUGAGCGGCUUCUCUUUAUAUAGAACAGAUCUUUGAGACCCGUGACACGCGGCUACGUCGCUUUGACGGUUUUAGCCGAUCACUGUCGAAGUUUUCCCGAGUCCCUAGCACCUUCACACGGGCUUCUUCGGUCGGUGUGGUUUUUUCCAGCUUCUCUUUGUCCGUCUGCAGCGGAACGACGGCAGGUUUUCCUCAGCUGAAGUUGACGCACUGCUCUACGAGUGUAAAAUGUCGACAGCCAGACAGUUUGAAUUAGACACAAACGGCCGGAGUACGACGUAGCAUCUCACAUCUCCCAGCGACUGAGGGUGAGCUGUGGUCAGGUCAGGGUGACAGCAGCCCGGCGUCCUUUGUUGUGACAGUAGCGGUGUUUGUCAGAGAACGUCCUCGGAAAAGACAGACAUGUCUCGUAAAACUGUCGGAGCGUCUGUGCGUCGAGGUUCGGAGGAGAUUCGAUGACCGCGGAGAGAAAGUAGACUCCCCUCAGCCGUCACUGUUUGAAUGUGCGGAGGAGACGACGAGCGGCCGGCAGCAUCUUCUAACGACGUUUUCAAAGAGCUGGUCUACGCCUCCUGGAUACAAAGCACAGCAACCACACGCUGACCUCCACCUUUAACCGCCGCCGACGAUGACAUCCCCAGACUCACCCCCCCUUGUCUCCCCUUCCCCAUGCCCUGCUCCACCUCCGUCUGUCCCCUCCUCCCCAGUGCCAUCCUCGCCGGCUCCCUCCUCCUCAUCUCUCCCGGUGCCCCCCUCCCUGCCUCCUACUGGUGAAGUGAUGGUGCUGGCCCUGGGCAGGAAGAAGCAGAGGGUUCUGAUAGCUCUCUCCAUUCUCCCCAACCUCUUCCUGGCCUUUCUUCUUUCCUCUGAUUCCCUCAUCACCCUCUCCCCACCACACCACUGCCAUCUACCGGGGCCUUUGCCCUCCCUGGAGAUGCUGAACACUUCCUUUCCCUGGGAGAAGGGGACGGGGCCCGGCCACAGCAGGGGCCCGUCCCAGUGCAAGCAGUAUGCCAACGGCAGCCAGUCAGCGGUGGUGGACUGUGAGGCUGGCUGGGACUACAACGUAACAGAGGGGCUGAGAAACAACAUCGUGACAGAGUGGGACUUGGUGUGUAACCAGUACUGGAUGGUGCCUUUGGAGGAGGUGUGUUUCAUUUUGGGUGUCCUUACUGGCUGCCUGAGUCUCGGCUACGCUGCUGACAGGUUGGGCAGAUCCAAGGCUCUGCUGACCUCACUGACUCUGUCUGUGGUCUUUGGGGUUCUGGUGUGUGUCUCUCCAAACCCCUCCAUCUUCAUCGUCAUGCGUUUCUGUCUGGCAGCAGCCAGCGCCGGAGUCUACCUCACUCUGUACAUCAGUCGCCUGGAGCUGUGUGAACCCUCCCUGAGGCUGAUGGUGACCGUCCUGGCCGGGCUCAUGACCGUAGCUGGAGAGCUGCUGCUGCUCGGUGUGGCUGUUGGCUGUCAGUCUUGGAGGGGCCUGCUGGGAGCUGGAGCUGCUCCGCUAACGCUCUUUCUUAGCUACGGUAUUCCUGGAGUUUUUCCAGAGUCACCUCGCUGGCUCCUUCUCUCCGAGCGAUCUGCAGACAUGAGUUCAUUUGGCGAGAGAAGGAACUCCAACAGAGACGUGAGGGAUGACGAGAGCUUUACAGAGCUGGACUCGGAGCCUUCCCCCUCCUCUCGUCCUCACCUGUCCUUCCCCGAGCUCUUCCACAGCAGGAACAUUUGGAAGAACAUCUGUGUGCUCGGCUUCACCUCCUUCAUCUCUCACGGCAUCAGUCAUUGCUACAGCUCCUUCCGAAGUGACGUCAGAGGCAACGCCCCCAGCUUCUACUGGACGUACCUGUUGUCGGUAUGUGCGGGUGGCGGUGCCUGGCUCCUGCUGUGGGCAACGGUGAACAGGUGUGGUCGCCGUGGCAUCCUGCUCCUGUUCAUGACGAUGACGGGUUUGGCCUCUCUGAUCCUUCUUGGGCUCAUGGAGUACCUCAGUGAGACAGCUAUCACAGUUUUCUCAGUUCUGGGACUGUUCUCCUCUCAGGCCACCGCCUCACUCUGUAUCCUCUUUACUGCAGAGAUCAUGCCCACCAUUAUCAGAGGCAGUGGUGUGGGCACCGUCCUCGCCCUGGGCUGCGUAGGACGCCUCAGCUCGCCGCUCAUGGACCUGAGGAACCACUACGGCUACUUCCUCCACCAUGUAGUCUAUUCCUCUCUGGCCCUGCUGGCCGUGCUGUCCAUACUGCUGCUUCCCGAGAGCAAGAGGAAACCGCUGCCACAGACGCUGGGCGACGGCGAGCAGUACAGACGCCCACCGCUGGGGCGGAGGAGGAGGGACAAUGUGCCGCUCCUGGCAACACCCAACCCAGAGACUUAGGAAGACACGGAGGGUGGACUGUGCUGACAUUAGUCAGUGUGUCUGACAGGACCCAGACGGAGGAACAACGAGGCCGAUGUCUCCUGAGUCAACCUUCAGUUUUCUUUGUCUUUCUGUUCACGUGUGUGUUAUUGUGUCACACCCACCCCCACACACACACACACACACACACUCUAUGUUUAGCAGCACCUCUUUCUGUGACAGACACUAUUCCUCCACUCUGUGUGCCUGUGGCAGAGAUGUCAGCUGCUGACGCUCCACACGUGACAAA
This is a messenger RNA of Cynoglossus semilaevis (tongue sole), 2760 nucleotides long. It is a transcript of the gene slc22a17, whose product is annotated as solute carrier family 22 member 17. The transcript has 10 exons. Gene Ontology annotation, cellular component: membrane. The record is from RefSeq and is a predicted model, not a curated record. Gene Ontology annotation, molecular function: transmembrane transporter activity. Lineage: Eukaryota; Metazoa; Chordata; Actinopteri; Pleuronectiformes; Cynoglossidae. Gene Ontology annotation, biological process: transmembrane transport. Bases 747 to 2489 code for a protein of 580 amino acids.